AUGAUUUUUGCACUACUGCUUCUUGUUCUAAGUGGCUUGAAGACAACAGCAGCAGCACAAACUGUAGGAGUGUGUUACGGACGAGUAGCGAAAAACUUACCACCAGCCCAAGAAGUAAUAGAUAUUUGCAAAGAAAAUGGCAUUGGAAGAAUGAGAAUAUAUGAGCCUGAUCCAUUAACCAUUCAAGCCUUAAGAGGGUCCAACAUAGAACUUCUUGUUGGGGUCCCUAAUGAACAAAUUCAUUCUCUUAGUGUUGAAGCAAUAGCCACUGAUUGGGUCCAAAACAAUAUACAAAACCACUCUCGAGAUGUCAAAUUUAGGUACAUUGUUGUUGGGAAUGAAAUAAAACCUGAUGAAACAACAGCACAGUUUGUUCUGCCCGCAAUGCAGAAUAUUUAUGCUGCACUUGUAUCUGCCAACUUACAAAGUCAAAUUAAGGUUUCAACAGCUAUAGAGCUGUCAUUGUUGGGAAGUUCUUAUCCUCCAUCUGUAGGAGCAUUUACUCCUUCUUCAUGUGCAUAUAUGAAGUCAAUUGUUAAUUUUCUAGUGAAGAAUGGAGCACCACUUCUUGUUAACGUGUACACUUAUUUCAGCUACAUAGGUGACCCCAAAAAUAUUAGCCUUUCCUAUGCCUUAUUCACCUCACCAACAGUUGUUGUAAAAGAUGGUGGUUAUGAGUAUAAGAAUCUCUUUGAUGCAUCAUUAGGAGCCCUUUAUGCAGGUUUGGAGAAGGUUGGUGCUUCUGAUUUGGAGAUAGUGGUAUCAGAGAGUGGAUGGCCAUCUAGUGGUGGUAUUGGCGCAUCAGAGGACAAUGCACAAGUCUAUUAUAAGAAUUUGAUUAAUCAUGUGGUGGGUGGUACUCCAAAGAGGCCUAAUCAUGCUGUAGAGACUUAUUUAUUUGCCAUGUUUGAUGAAGACCAAAAAGGGAUUGCUGAAACAAAAAGGAAUUUCGGUUUGUUCACACCCAAUAAACAGCCCAAGUACCGAAUUCAAUUUACAAACAGCCCACAUAGAGAUGAAGGUUUCUCUCCACGUGUAACAGGCGAGGGAAUAUUCUUUCUCUCUUUUUUUAUCCUUCUUGUUGUUUUACUUAUAGUAAGGUUGAUAUCUUGA
Messenger RNA from Abrus precatorius (Indian licorice), 1113 nucleotides. Its product is annotated as glucan endo-1,3-beta-glucosidase-like. Gene Ontology annotation, biological process: carbohydrate metabolic process. NCBI's taxonomy places the organism in Eukaryota, Viridiplantae, Streptophyta, Magnoliopsida, Fabales, Fabaceae. The transcript is spliced from 2 exons. Gene Ontology annotation, molecular function: hydrolase activity, hydrolyzing O-glycosyl compounds. The coding region runs from base 1 to 1113 and encodes 370 amino acids. The record is from RefSeq and is a predicted model, not a curated record. Gene Ontology annotation, cellular component: plasma membrane.